CGAAUUCAUCGCCACCAGAGCAUAACUGCGCUGCGUCCCUCCAUCGUUCCGCCUUCUCUGCUUCUCCCUCUUCCUCUUCCUCUGUUCCAUCAGAAUUUCAGACGAGCAUCUACUGCUGACUGACUGACUAUGUUUCCCUUCCCCAUCUCUUUUCCAAAACCCUAAACACUAAUCAUCAUUCUCCUAAUCCCUACAAUGUUGCUCACUUCUCAGCAGCAUCUCUUCGUCAACUCACCACCACAAACAGCCACUUUCUGCAGUAACACCUCCGCGGCCAACUCCCUCAAUCUCUCCGUCAAGCUCCCCAAUCACCGCCCUCCCCUCAGCUCCCGCUGCCACCUCGUCGGCUACAAAACCCCGCCGCCGCCGUGGAAUCUUAAUGUCAGAGUUCGAAAUUUCAGCCCCUUCGCAUACGGCUCCGACGGCGCAAUAACCGCGCCGAGCAGCGCCGACGGCGGCGUGACUCUCGAUGCUUGUCUUGCAAUCGCGGAGUUCUUAUGCAUCUUCUCGUCGGCGAUUGUCACGGUGAGCUACGCGGUGAACUGUACGGUUUUGAGCGGGAGAAGGACGGUGUUGGGGGUGAUUGGGAGCAAUGGUGCGUUCGCGUGGGGGGUGCUGCUGAUGCUAAGCGGCGUGGUGAUUGGCGGUUGGAUAAGGCGGCGGCAGUGGAGGAGGAUUUGCAAGGAAUCGGUGCGGGAAGGUCGAGAUAGUGUGAAUUUGCUCGAGAGAAUUGAGAAGUUAGAAGAGGAUUUGAGGAGUUCUGCUACCAUUGUUAGGGUUUUGUCCAGGCAGCUUGAGAAGUUGGGGAACCGGUUCCGGCUUACCAGGAAGGCUUUGAAAGAGCCUAUAGCUGAGACUGCAGCUUUGGCUCAAAGGAAUUCUGAGGCAACCCGCGCAUUAGCAAUGCAAGAAGACAAUCUCGAAAAGGAGCUUGGUGAAGUUCAGAAGGUUCUCCUUGCAAUGCAGGAGCAGCAAGAAAAACAACUAGAGCUGAUUCUUGCAAUUAGUAAGGUUGGGAAACUAUUGGAAACUAAGCCAGAACGUAGGCCGCAACAAGAUGUGGUUAAAACAUCUCAACUGAGUGAAGGAGUAAAACAAUUGGAUGCCCAUGAACCUCUAGUGUCUGGUGCAAGAAAGGGAACCAACAGCGACACAUCAUAGCUACGGAAGGCAUCUUCAUUUGGUAAAACUUGCGUAUGAAGUGGGCAGUGGUUUGGUCUUUGGAUGAGUUGCAGUAUCUAUCCCCUGGAAUUUUUGACCUGUCAUAGUAUCCGAGAGUUCAAUUCUACCUGGUGCAACUCCCCGGUAUAGCUUCUCCAAAUGACAACAGUCGGCUUCUACAUCUACCAUUUUCAUUAACAGCCUGGAACGUGGUGUUCGUGAAUUCUUGGUUGAACCAUUGAGACCAAAUUUGUUCGUUUUGCUAAGCCCCCUGUUAAUGUAAUUUGGGAAAGGUAGUCUAUAUUUUGAGUUACAAAGUGCAGCUUCUGUGGAGAACUAUCCUGGAACGAAGUUUUGAUUGCCAACUUUCUUAAGUAGGAUAGAAAGUCAAAGCAAAGGGAAAGGUGGAAAGAUUAACAAGUUACUAUCAGAGCCCUUAUAGUGUGCUCUAUAGCACCCAUGCUAUAAAAAAGGUGACCUGUUGAGGAGGUAAACCCACUAAAUGACUGGUCCCACAUCAUUAAUGGCAAUCUUGUAAAUAAUGAAUCAAUGUAUACAAGUGUAGGUACAAAUUAGAGUUGUACCAUAUCGUAUAGGUACA
Molecule: messenger RNA, 1762 nt
Organism: Linum tenue
Lineage: Eukaryota; Viridiplantae; Streptophyta; Magnoliopsida; Malpighiales; Linaceae
Source: the annotation of a GenBank genome assembly